This is a messenger RNA of Medioppia subpectinata, 352 nucleotides long. Lineage: Eukaryota; Metazoa; Arthropoda; Arachnida; Sarcoptiformes; Oppiidae. The record is from the annotation of a GenBank genome assembly.
UACGAUAGGGAGGAAUGUAUGUCUUUCAACUCUUUGAUUAUUACGGGGCGUCGGGUCUGUGUUUGCUAUGGUUUUGCUUCUUCGAGUCCAUUGUCAUCGGAUGGAUAUAUAAUGCCGACCACUUGUAUAAGAAUAUUGAAGAGAUGGUUGGCUUUCGGAUGUUUGUUUGGUUCAAACUCUGCUGGAAGUACUUCACGCCUCUUCUUACUUUCGGGACGUUUAGCUUUUAUACCUUCACUUAUAAACCUCUUAAGUAUAAUAACAUCUACGAGUAUCCAGGUUGGGCACUUGCUGCUGGUUGGAGUUUAGCCCUCUGUUCAAUGGUUAUCGUUCCCGUCUAUUGUAUAUACAU